AACAGACCAGCCGUUGGUCCAUCCCUAUGCUGUGUGCUCGUGGAGGUUUUGGGCAACAUUGCUGUGACAUGACUAUCCUUGACGGGAAGUGGGUGGACCUUCAACAGAACCACUGGGCGACACACAAAUGACCACUCCAAUACUUCUUUUGACCAUUAUAAGGUUGUAUCGAUAGAUAAAUAUGGCCUUGAUCUAACGGAGAUUGCACGCACCAACAUCGAAGCCAGUUGGAGAGUCAUCAUGGUGUCUGCGGGAGAGCUGCUGCUGUUAGCCUGCCUAGGCUUUGCUGUAGCGGCCAGAGGUGGGUUUUCCCAAACCAACCAUUUGGUGACAGACCCUCAGACAACGCAAGUGCUAGAGAUCGGGACUAACUUCACGGCGAUAUGCAUGAUCAUCAACACAACGGAAGUUACAGUCGAGGACCUCUCCUGGAAGCUGUCUGGGACUAAUUUACCCACCGAGCUGUACACCAAGCUCAAUGAAUCAGCUCUCAGUGUCACGUUCCCCAUCACCAGUGAUAAACCUGAAUGGUUAUGUUGCAUUGUCAACAAACCGCCGACGUCCUACGUUGCCCUGAACGGAGGCAAAUUUAUUUACGGGGUCCAUCUGCAGAAAAGCUAUCCACCAAGGAAGCCUGAGAAUGUUUCCUGCAUGGCAGUUCAGGAGAACCCCGUAUUAUCCCAAGUCUUCCGCUGUGAGUGGGCGGCAGUAGGACUUCAGACCAAAGAGAGCCCGACAAAAUACAUGCUGUUUGUCCAAGUUCUUUUCAGUCGGACCUAUAAUGUCACCACGGAGGAAACCCACGCCCAAAUUGAAUUCGAGGAUACUUACCCCUUUUUUAUGCACCUGGAUGUUUGGGUGGAAGCACACAAUAAACUGGGAAAAAUGGAGUCUGAGCAUAUAGGGGAAGAUGCCAACUGGUUUGUAAAAACAAAACCUCCUUCAGACAUCAUGAUUGUUUCAGAGAAGAUUUUCCCCACCUCCCUGGUGAUAAACUGGUCUCUGCCUAUUCGUGGUGUUUACGUGAAACUAUUAUUUGAAAUAAGAUUCUGCGUAAAUGGAUCUCAAAAUUGGACUUAUGUUCCUCGUGCAGACACAGCCAUGGAAAUACAGAGCUUCAGACUCCAGAACCUUCAGCCAGACACAGAAUAUAUCACUCAGGUGCGCUGCAAACCUUAUAAAGAGGGCUACGGGUACUGGAGCGACUGGAGCAGCAACGCAACCGCGAGAACCACAGAGGACCUGCCAAAAAGUAAACCAGAUUUGUGGAGAACCAUUGCUGAGGUUGACGGCAAAAAUGAACGGCUGGUGCGAUUUAUUUCUAAGGUUCCUGUGUUCUCCAAUGGGAUGAUAACAAGCUUUUACUUCAAGAUUCUAGACAAGAAUAUAGUGGGGAAUGACAGUUUGCUGUGGAAGAGUGUCCCACUGAACGUGUCAGAGAGCAGCUCUGGCCAGCAGGAGAUCUCUGUCCUUCAACAGAUACACCUGGCUGACUGGAAACCUGUCAGAGUGUUCGUCACCGCUUCCAACUCGGUGGGGAAAUCUCCGAAGGCCUCGUUAUUCAUCUCAGCAAAAGGACGUGAGCUCCCCCCUGUCAAUAAACUGAAGGUUUGGUCCGAUGGGGUAAAGCUGUGGCUGGAAUGGACCCCCCCAAACAAUACAGAUGUGUCCGAGUACGUGGUGGAGUGGGCCGCUGGAGAUCAGAUGGACUGGCAGAGGGAAAGCAAGAAGACCAGGCUGACUGCCAUUAAAGGCCAACUUAAGGAGUUUGUCCGCUACAAUGUCUCUGUGUAUCCGAUCUACGCUGGACAGAUCGGAAAGCAAGCGCGUAAAGAAGCCUAUCUGGAGGAAGGAACUCCAUUAGAACCCCCUUUUGUCAGACUGAGCGGUAAACCGGGACGUAACAAGGCUGUGCUGGUGUGGAGGGAGAUCCCCCUUGAAAAACGGCAAGGCUUCAUCACAAACUACACCAUUUACUACAAGGGUGAUGGUGAAACACACGAGAGAACCUUGCCCAGCCAUGACACCACCUACACUCUGACGUCGCUGACCAGCAACACCAAGUACGACACCUAUAUCGUAGCUUCCACCAUCCGAGGCUCCAUCAGGAGCACCACCCACUCCUUCACCACUCUGAAAUAUGCUCCAGGCGAGAUGGAGAGCAUCGUGGUUGGAGUGAGCCUCAGCUUUCUGUUUGUUGUUGUGCUGACCAUGCUGUUCUGUGUCUGUAAAAAGGAUGCGAUCAAGGAGAAUCUCUGGCCUCGGAUCCCAAACCCUGGAGAGAGCACAAUUGGAAACUGGUCUCCUAAUUAUCCUGUAAAAGCAGAGACAACGAAGGAGAACUGUCUGUCUGGCAUCAGUGUGCUGGACGUGGAUGUGUGUGAUGGAAAGAGUGUGUUUGAGGAGGACAAGGCCUGCCUGCCUCUGAAGAAGGACAAGUAUCUGUCCGAGGAGCACAGCAGCGGCAUCGGAGGCUCCUCCUGCAUGUCCUCCCCUCGCCAGAGCGUGUCUGACAGUGACGAGGGCAGCGACAUGGCCGACACCACAGCCAGCACCGUGCAAUACUCCUCCGUGGUGGCCUCCAACGGUUACAAGGGCCAGACCCCCAACCCCCACCCCCAGCAGGCGGUGUUUUCCCGCUCCGAGUCCACGCAGCCUCUACUAGACUGUGAGGAGAACCCUGACGUGAUGCUUCAGGAGGGCAGCAGGCAGUCUCAGCGAUUCAACCAAACUGCUGACCUGCUGGAGAUGGAGCAGGAGGAGGGGGUGGAGCCUCUGGACUUCUGUCCCCUGGAAGAGGAGAGUGAGCAGGCGACCCCUCCAGAGGGCCAGUCGGCAGGAGGCUGCUCCAGCUACAUGUCUCAGCGGGGGGGUUACAGGCCACAGUGAGAACACAGGCAAACCCAAAACAAGCCCCCAGGAAGUGAGCGGUGCACUGAAGCUGACAUUCUUAGUGACCGAACAAUGGUGUUGCAGCCACGUCACGUGAUGCCUUUGGGCCCCCAAAUAACUUUCCCACUGAUCUGUUAAUCGGUGAAUCAUUUUCACUAAGAUGAUUUGAUGGUCUGAAGAGCUCCUAUUUAAAUCAGGAACAGCUGAAAGUUGUUUGCAGAAUUAUUUCCCGUCCCUGUUCAUUUCACUGAGCCAACAACGGACUUGACAAAAGUUGGGAGGCGGGUCUUAGGGGAAACGCAUGUGUGCAUGCUCUCUGGACCCUGGGAGACUGCCGGAAGAUCGGUGGAAGAUCUUGGUAUUUUAGUUUUUGAGAGUUGAGCCAAAUGAGCGGGGCCCUGCCUCUUUUUAUACACCCAGGACUCAGACGUGUGGUCCAUAUUAAAGGUUCUGUGCCUUUGUUAAAGCUGGAAAGCAGGACUUUUAUCUCCCCCUUGUGGCAGUGAGUGAGACCACACAUACAUUUCCAUGCUACUUUUUAAAACGUUUAUCUUUUUUGUGGAGUUUCCUUUGCAUCUGGAGCAUCCAGAAUAUCUUGCUUGAACUCAUCACCUUUAGUGUGAAGUUUAAGUGUCAACAUUUUCUUUGAGGCAUUAAAAAAAUGAACCAGUGUUUCUUAUACGUUUAACCAAGUAUACAUAUUUCAGGAUGGUUGUAGCAGUAGUAGUUUGCUCGCGUUGCACUCACAUGGAUAAUGACUAAUGAAGCAUAAAAUAAUGUCCAAAACUGACAGUAAAUGGCCCCGGCCGUGACGCAACUGGCUGGGGCACCUGCACCGUACGCCGGCGACCCGGAUUCGAUUCCCGACCCGUGGUCCUUUCCGGAUCCCGUCCCGGCUCUCUCUCCCACUUUCCUGUCACUCUCCACUGUCCUAUCCGAUUAAAGGCAAAAAAGCCCCCAAAAAUAUCUUUAAAAAAACAGACCGUAAAUAGGUUUCAAAAUGUCUCCUCAAAUGACACUGUGAAAGUGUGUCACACCACACCAGGUGCCUUUUUGUUACUGUGUGCUGCAGCGCCCCGUUUUGGUGGGAUGUUACAAUGAAUUACCCAGGCAUUUUCUUUUGAAGCGUCAUUGAGCAGCUCUGUAUUUACACACUGCAUAUGAAUGUAAGCGAGUAAUCACACUGACAUGAACAUGCUGCAAGUGCAUGUUUAAUGGCAAAUGUAACUGCCUUUGAAAACUGAAAAAAGCAAAUGUAGGGUGUAACGCAUAUCUGUGUGAUGUACAGUUUUAGGUCACAUGACGUCCUGCUUCUGCUUUAGUUAUGUAUGCAAUGUAUUUGUCAUGAUAUCAGUGUCUCCCCCUCUCUGUCCGCAGUCUGUCAGAACGCUCUUCCUUAUCAUCCAGCGUUUAAACAUGUUGAAUAUCCUGUCAUCGUUAACACUUUCUAGCUUAGUGCACACGGCUUUGAGCCACGGGUGAACUGCCUGACAACAGGAACAGAAAAUCUAACUGAAGACUGAAAAAAAAUAAGCUAUAAAUAAGUUUAAAACAUCCAUGGGAAAGAUGAAGUGUCAUGCUGUAAAAUCCAGCAUUUUGUGUGGUUCAUUUGUCAGCUGUCAGAGAGGUCAAGCAUUUCUCCACGGUGAAUGCUGUAAAUGAUGGUCAUUAUGAAAUAUGAAAUAAAUGUUUUAAAUAAUG
Molecule: messenger RNA, 4593 nt
Organism: Eleginops maclovinus (Patagonian blennie)
Lineage: Eukaryota; Metazoa; Chordata; Actinopteri; Perciformes; Eleginopidae
Gene: il6st
Product: interleukin 6 cytokine family signal transduce
Exons: 16
Coding region: 241-2889 (882 amino acids)
Biological process (GO): cytokine-mediated signaling pathway
Cellular component (GO): external side of plasma membrane; membrane; signaling receptor complex
Molecular function (GO): cytokine binding; cytokine receptor activity
Source: RefSeq, a predicted model, not a curated record